UCAGAGAUUUGUUUGUGUUCUUGCGAGAUGAUUCCACGUGCAUCAGUAUUUUGUAAUAAAUGUGAACAUUGGCAGGGUACUCUGGGAAUUACAUUCCAAGUUUGUCUCUUUUCCAGUAAACUGUAAAUGAACUUCAGAAGUACUUCCUGAUAAAAAUGAAUCCUCCAAAGUGACGGGUUGUUUACCAAUGUCUUUAUAAGUUGCUGCACCAACCCAUUUCUCUAGCAUUCUGUUGCAAAGCAGGACAGAAACAUCACAUCCAUUCUCAGCACAUCAACUUAAUAGGUUAUGGCUAUGAGCAGACGCCUGACUUUGGGUCUCUGUGUUCUCUCCCUGCUGGUUCUGCCAGGCCAGAUGGAGAAGUGUGAAUGCCAGGGUCCUAGAGGCUUUCCUGGAGCCAGAGGACUUCCUGGACUUCCUGGAUAUCCUGGUAGAGUUGGACGUGAUGGAGUCCGUGGUCUACCUGGACCCCCGGGCCUUGCAGGAGCUACUGCCAUAAACUAUGAUUUCACCAGAAGAGUUGACAAGAAGUACUUUGUGUCACACAAGAGACCGGGUUCUUUUGACGACGCUGUUCAGUUCUGUACCAAGAGGGGCUUGGUGUUGGCUUUGCCGAAGAACGAGGAGGAAAACACUGCUCUCACGCAGGUCUUUGAAGGGGCUUUGAAGAAUGCAUGGCUCAAUGUUGACAACAGUAAAGAGGGGAAGUUUCAGGUAGAUUUGAAAGGCCAUCCCCUCACCUUUUCCAAAUGGGGAGAUGGGGAACCAAAAGUGCCUAAUGGGGAUAAGGGCUGUACAAUGUUGACAGAGUCAGGUGCAUGGCAGGUGACAUACGAUUGCUCCUUCAAUGCCUAUAUCGUGUGUGAGAUAUAGAGACACGUCAAUUAAAUGCUGUUUCUGAAUUUAAUAUGAAAUAUUUAUUCUCAAUGAAAAUUUCUUAUGUUUAAUCUCAAUGUAUUAUCUCUAUUCCUUAUCUUGUGCGUAUUUCCAGUUCUUUACCUUUAUUCAAAUUAGCUAGUUAAAAUGUGAGGUAAAAUUUGAAGGGACAUUUGUGGAAUAAAGCAACCAACACAUUUA
Messenger RNA from Salmo salar (Atlantic salmon), 1077 nucleotides. NCBI's taxonomy places the organism in Eukaryota, Metazoa, Chordata, Actinopteri, Salmoniformes, Salmonidae. The record is from RefSeq and is a predicted model, not a curated record.